Homalodisca vitripennis (glassy-winged sharpshooter) is the source of this 1461-nucleotide messenger RNA. Its product is annotated as FGFR1 oncogene partner 2 homolog. Lineage: Eukaryota; Metazoa; Arthropoda; Insecta; Hemiptera; Cicadellidae. The record is from RefSeq and is a predicted model, not a curated record. The coding region runs from base 267 to 674 and encodes 135 amino acids. The transcript is spliced from 6 exons.
AUUGCUUGCUUUGCUUGUUUCGUCUGGAGUGGAAAGGAAAAUUGUAUGAACGUGUUAAAUUUGCUCUUGUUGGUUUUUUUAUAUAGUCUUGUAUAAUUAAUUUGCUUGAAAGUUGAAAGUAAUGUAUGGAUUCCGGACGCUGUUCAUGUAAUGAGAAAGCUGUGUUUUGGUGAUUUAUGUAAUAUAUUGUAACUUAAUGUUUAAUUAUUUGCUUGAACUGUUGAUUUAGUUACAAUGUGUAAUCUUGCAACUUACGUUCUGUAACCAUGUCACUUACAAUACAGCAGAUCUUACAAGACGCAAAAAAACUAUCUAGUAAAUUAAAAGAACACGAUUCAGCAGCAGACAUAAUUUUGUCUCAAACACAAUCCGUCUAUAAAAAGAUUGAUGCAAUGAAGCAGUAUAAAGAUGAGGUUGGUGAGUUGAAUGAUGCUGCUCGACAGAGACCCCACUCAGUGCUUAUUGCUGGUAUUCAGCAGGAGAAUCGGCAUCUGCGUGAGCUGCAGCAGGAGAAUAGAGAGCUUAGAGCUGCCUUAGAGGAACAUCAAAAUGCCUUGGAGUUGAUCAUGUCCAAAUACAGACAGCAGAUGACACAGCUGGUCAACACCUCCAAGCAGAGCUUUCACACCCUCUACAACCAACAGGUACACCCAGGUAAUAGAGAAGCAAGCUGACAAAAUAACAGAAAUGGCAGCUGUUAUGAAGAUGGCUGCCGAAGUUGAUGACAGUAAUGGAAUUAAGGAUGAAGCAACUAUUGUACAAUUAACUACAGAAAAUAAGGGUCUUAGAGAGUUACUCGAUAUAUCUGUUAAAUUUGGUUCAACGACAGACGUAGAUAAAAAGGAGAAAUUAAGUGAAGAUUUAACUAAGGAAGCAGAAACAUGAAGAGGAAAUUUCUAGUAGAUAGCAGUAAGGGAAGCAAAUAGAUUAUCAGAGAAGGAAUGAGAAAGCAUGAUGAGAGAAAAGAAGGGAUCUCAGCUAACUCUAACAAUCAUGUUUGUCUUCAGUAUCUUCUGAAGGGAUCAAAUCUUUUGUACCAAUCUUCAAAGUCUGUAGAGCUCAUACAUUUAACAUCAUGAAAGUAAAUAAUCAUUUAUCUCUAGGUAAAAUAUUACUUUUCAAAUCAUCAUCAUUUAAUAAGUAAAAUUAUAGAUCAAUAUGUUAAAACAGUUCACAUGUAUGCAUUUCGUUGUCAUGUUUGUAAUAAUUAAGUAGAUUCUUUAAAUUUACUAGAGACACAUAACAGGUACACAGACAGAUAAUGAAUAAUAUUAAAUCAUCUUAAGGAAUAGGACAAUUUUUAGUUUACAGAUGCUUAGUACACCACAACAGUUGAUGAUGAUACCAUCUUGUAUUCACACAGUGUUUGCGCUUGUUGGAUCUGGUGCCACAUUGCAGUGUGUACUCCACACAGAUCUAUAAUCAGUGUAUUAAAAUAAAACAAAAAAGUCUCAAAAAUUA